AUGGCUGAAGCAGACCCCUCCGCCAUGUCGGCCGCCACGGCGAUACCGUCUGCCCUCCCAGACGAGCACACCAUCCAGCCCGUCCCGACGGUGUGGGAAAUGCUUGUUGCUAAGGACUUCUUUUCUAUCGAGGCCAAGAUGGUUGUCAGUGCCAUCCUCAUCAUCUACGUCGGCGCACACGCCUCGCUACGCAGACCUCCCUCCGCGGCACCGCCCACCAAGUUGAAGAGGAAGGGCGGCAAACUGGUCGUCGAUGACGAAAAAGAGCAUUUUGCCCAAGGCUUUCAGGCCUCAGACGCUAUCGUUUUUCCCUUCAUCGCCGCUGCUGUCCUCAUCGGGCUGUACUACCUCAUCAAGUGGCUCCAAGACCCUGCCAUCCUCAACAUGAUCCUGAGACUGUACAUGGCCAUGACCGGUAUCCUGUCCAUCGGGGUCUUCUUUGGGGAUUGUUUUCAAUUCGCGCUGAAUCUCGUCUCGCCAGACUAUUGGGCCGACCGAAGGGGCCGCGUCUUCGAGGUAGAUACCGCCAGCCGCAGUCACAAGCUCUUGAAGGCUCCGCAGAAGGAGGGCUCGGAGAAAGAGGAUGACCCUAAGAAACACCUACCCCUUCCAGGCUUUGCUUCAGAGCUGAAUGUUCCUGCUAGCAUCCGGGAGUCUGCUUGGGUGUUCCGACACUUUCUAAAAGAAAGCUGUGUCUUGAAAAUCCGCGUCCCUGGCGACGGCUUUACGGGAGACGUCAAGAUUACCACGAUUGUCGGCUUCAUGCUUGGCUGUGCCGUCGAGGGCCUGUACUUGUACACCGAGUCAACGAUGCUGUCCAACAUAAUCGGCCUCUCAGUCUGCUACAUGGCUUUCAACUGGAUGUCUGUGACCUCCUUCUCCAUCGGAACCAUGGUCCUGGUUGGCCUGUUUUUCUACGACAUCGUCAUGGUUUUCUACACGCCCUUCAUGGUAGCAGUCGCCACGCAGGUUGACGCGCCGCUCAAGCUGACAUACGAGACUUCCGGGGGGAGGAGCAGCCUUCUCGGCCUCGGCGAUAUUGUCAUCCCCGGCAUCUUCAUCUGCCUGGCGCUGCGGUUCGAUCUGUGGAGGCAUUACCAGCGCAAGGUCACGCGCGUGCAACAGGAUCUCAAGACAGUCACCAAGGAUAACAAAGAAGAUGAGGCCGCUGGUGAAAACACGACCGCAGGCGAAAAGACCACGGUCCAGACCGCAUACCGCACUGUCAAGGCGCCCUUUGUGGAUCCUCGCGGCCAAUGGGGCAACUUCCUUUGGACCACGAGCCCGCGGGAUCUCAUGUUCGGACAAACCCCCGUCAAGUCCCUGUCUGACGCCGAUUUCCCAAAGACGUAUUUCCGCAACACCCUCCUGGGUUACCUGGUUGGCAUGUUGGCGACCCUUGUCGUGCUGGUGAUCUUCAAGCAUGGCCAGCCUGCCCUGCUGUAUCUUGUGCCUGGCGUGGCUGGUGCGGCAUGGCUUACUGGUCUGGUCAACGGUGACCUGAAGGACAUGUGGGAAUACACCGAGGACGGAAGCCUGGACGUGGAAGACGUUGUUGUUGAGGUUGACGGCGAUGGCAAUGUCAUCGAGAAGAAGAAAGCAGACUCGAAGGAGAAUGCUUCCAAAGACAAGGAUGAGGUGGAGGCGAAAGAGAAGAAGAAGGAGAAAUCGGGUGCGAAGAAGGAUAAGAGCGAUUACGAAUUGUUUACCUUCUCGAUCACCGUCCCUAGGGAGGACAGUCUGAAGGAGGACUAG
Diaporthe amygdali is the source of this 1755-nucleotide messenger RNA. Its product is annotated as signal peptide peptidase. Gene Ontology annotation, cellular component: lumenal side of endoplasmic reticulum membrane; membrane; cytoplasmic side of endoplasmic reticulum membrane. The transcript has a single exon. The record is from RefSeq and is a predicted model, not a curated record. Gene Ontology annotation, biological process: membrane protein proteolysis. Gene Ontology annotation, molecular function: aspartic endopeptidase activity, intramembrane cleaving. The coding region runs from base 1 to 1755 and encodes 584 amino acids. Lineage: Eukaryota; Fungi; Ascomycota; Sordariomycetes; Diaporthales; Diaporthaceae.